GGCGGCCGGAGAGGGGAUGCGCACCCCGGACUGCGGGGCGCGGCGCUAAGGCGCCCGGCGGGGUCGGCCCCAGCCUUCGACUCCGCGGGAUCCUGCCCUGGGCCGGCCGCGUCGGCAGCAACGCGCAGGCGGGAGCAUGCCUCCAGGCCCGAGCCCUUCUCCCACGCGCGGCGCGUAGCCGGCGGCGAUCGGUGCCCUGGAAAGACCCCCCGCCGCCUCCCCGGCUGCUCCAAGCCGCCGCCUGCAGCGGGGCCCUGCCGAGGCCCGGGCCGGAGGGACCAUGAAAGUGAGAUCAGCCGGUGGUGAUGGAGAUGCAUUGUGUGUUACCGAAGAAGAGCUAGCUGUUGAAGACGAGGACAUGCCAUCCUUCCCCUGCAUCCAGGAGGGCCAGCCUGGGCCCCACUGCAGCCGCUGCCAGAAGAACCUGUCCCUACACACAUCUGUGCGGAUUCUUUACCUCUUCCUGGCCCUUCUCCUAGUGGCCGUGGCUGUGCUGGCUUCGCUUGUCUUCAGAAAGGUGGACUCUCUCUCAGAAGACAUCUCUUUGGCUCAAUCCAUUUACGACAAGAAGCUUGUGUCAAUGCAAGAGAACCUCCAGGGGCUGGAUCCGAAAGCCCUCAACAACUGCUCCUUCUGCCAUGAGGCUGGGCAGCUGGGCAAAGAAAUCAGAAAACUGCAGGAGGAACUGGAGGGACUGCAGAAGAUGCUUCUGGCCCAGGAGGUCCAGCUGGAUCAGACCUCGCAGGCCCAGGAACUGCUGUCCAGCACUAGCAGUCAGAUCUCCCAGGAGAUGGGCAGCUGCUCCUUCUCCAUCCACCAGGUCAACCAGUCUCUGGGGCUCUUCCUGGCACAGGUGAGGGGCUGGCAGGCCACCACCACGGGCCUGGACCUCUCUCUGAAGGACCUCACCCAGGACUGCUACGACGUUAAAGCUGCUGUGAACCAGAUCAACUUCACCGUGGGGCAGACCUCCGAGUGGAUCCAUGGCAUCCAGCGGAAGACAGACGAGGAGACCCUGACGCUGCAGAAGAUAGUCACUGACUGGCAGAACUACACCCGGCUUUUUAGUGGCCUCCGUGCCACCUCGGCCAAGACCGGAGAGGUGGUUAAGAACAUCCAAGCCACGCUGGGGACCUCCUCACAGCGCAUCAGCCAGAAUUCUGAGAGUAUGCAUGACCUGGUUCUUCAGGUCAUGGGCUUGCAGUUGCAACUGGAUAACAUCUCCUCCUUCCUGGAUGACCAUGAGGAAAAUAUGCACGACCUCCAGUACCACACCCGCUAUGCCCAAAACCGCACAAUAGAGAGGUUUGAGUCCCUGGAAGGCCGCAUGGCUUCUCAUGAGAUAGAAAUCGGCACCAUCUUCACCAACAUCAAUGCCACGGACAGCCAUGUGCACAGCAUGCUCAAGUACCUGGAUGACGUGCGGCUGUCCUGCACGCUGGGCUUCCAUACCCACGCUGAGGAGCUUUACUACUUGAACAAGUCUGUCUCCCUCAUGCUGGGCACCACAGACCUGCUCCAGGAGCGCUUCAGCCUGCUCAGUGCCCGGCUGGACUUCAGUGUCCGCAACCUCUCCAUGAUUGUGGAGGAGAUGAAGGCCGUGGACACAAAGCAUGGAGAGCUCCUUCACAAUGUCACCAUCGUACGAGGUGCUCCCGGCCCUCCAGGAGCCAGAGGACUCAAAGGAGACACGGGCACAAAAGGCCCUGCUGGCAGCAGAGGACCAAAAGGAGACCCCGGCAGCUUGGGCCCACCAGGCCCCCAGGGUCCCCAGGGGCAGCCAGGGGAGGCGGGAGCUGCAGGAGAGAGGGGACCCAUUGGUCCUCGGGGUUUUCCUGGCCUCAAGGGCUCCAAGGGCAGCUUCGGGACUGGAGGGCCAAGGGGACAGCCAGGUCCCAAAGGAGAUGUGGGGCCACCAGGACCAGAGGGACCCCCAGGUUCUCCAGGACCUUCAGGGCCUCAAGGAAAACCAGGGAUUGCAGGGAAGACAGGCUUACCAGGUCAGCGGGGCACCAUGGGGCCGAAGGGUGAGCCAGGGAUCCAGGGUCCUCCCGGCCUUCCUGGGCCCCCCGGCCCUCCAGGUAGCCUGAGCCCCUACUGAGGAGGGCCUCUCAGAUCAGACCCUGCCAGAUAGGAGGGCUGCAGGGCCCUGAGCACCUCAAGCUCUCCAGGAAGCCUCACCUACAGACUGUUAGGAUCCUUGACUCCCCUGGUAUCCCCCACACCUGACCUGCAGCUUUGGGCUCACCUAACCACAGUGAUGCAACUUGUGGAAAAAGCAACCCUAGACAUCCACGCACAUGCACACCCCACCCACCUGCAUACACACAUGCACACCCGUGCACGCACAUAUACACAUGCACACACAUCGCCCUGCUGGUCAGGAGGUCUACUGGGUUAACCCGGCUGAGCAGGAGGAGAGGGCCCCUUCUCCUAUGAAUGAGCCUGCCAGCGAGGAGGCUACCUCGGGAAGGGGAUCUGCAAUCUGUCUCUGAAUGGUGUCCACAUCGCCACACCUGUCCCAGCAAACAAGUUUUCUGGGGCUGCCCAAGGUUAUGAAACCUCUGCAACGAGAGUUAAAAUUCCAGGGUCAAGGUUAGGGGUUAGGAGUCUGCCAGACCUUCCCCAUUGUUAUGGGAACAGAGUCCUCAGGGAACUGUCCACCCCCCUCACCUAAGCAACGGGACUUCGCCUAGCCUGCCACUUUUUGCCCUGCCCACAGGGCCCCAGACACAGUCAAGCUUUUUUCUUUUUUUCAAGUAACCAGAACAUUCCUUGCUUCUUCUUUGCCUCCACAUCUCAGUCUCAGGAGUAACCCAGGAAGAAUCCAUGCCAGAGUUUCAUCUCUCAGGUUCUGGAAUAUUCCACUGCAGUGAUGUGCAACCCCAGGGAAGUUUGCAGAAGCAGGAAGCAGAGGAGAGUGUGGAAGUUCUCCCAGCAAAGGGCUCACCUUGCUCCGAGGGGGCUGGCCUGUCCCUGUCCACCAGCUAGCUCCUCUGGAGGCAGAACACCACAGGCUGCAGGGAGGCAGCUCUGGCCUCCCGCACACAGCAACACUCCUUGUGCCACCUGUUAACCUCACCACGCAAUGACCCAGCAUGGCCAAAGCUUUCUCUGCACGAAGGGCCUGGACAGCCCCAGGAAGCUUACUUGGACA
This is a messenger RNA of Ochotona princeps (American pika), 3157 nucleotides long. It is a transcript of the gene SCARA3, whose product is annotated as scavenger receptor class A member 3. The transcript has 6 exons. Bases 281 to 2101 code for a protein of 606 amino acids. The record is from RefSeq and is a predicted model, not a curated record. Lineage: Eukaryota; Metazoa; Chordata; Mammalia; Lagomorpha; Ochotonidae.